UGUGUAAAUCAUGGUUUCUCGCCGGUUACAGGUGAACGGGAGGGAUCUGUCGAGAGCGAGCCAUGAUGAGGCGGUCGAAGCUUUCCGUAGCGCCAAAGAUCCCCUCGUGGUGCAGGUGCUCCGGCGGACCCCUCUGCCCCGGGGUCAGGGGUCAUGCCAGGACCUCCAGGUGGUGGACGUGUGCACGCAGACGGAGAUCACCUUCGAGCACAUCAUGGCUCUGGCCAAACUCCGUCCUGCAACCCCACCCGUGCCGGACAUCUGCCCGUUCCUCCUGUCGGACAGUUGUCACUCUCUGCACACGAUGGAUCAGGAAUACCUCGAGGGAAGCGAGUACAUGGUGGCAGACGUCGAGAGGACCGAUGACUUCGAGUACGAGGAGGUUGAACUGUGUCGGAUGAGCCGUCGAGAGAAGCUCGGACUCACACUGUGUUACAGGACAGAUGAGGAGGAGGACAUCGACAUCUACGUCAGCGAGAUCGAGCCGAACAGCAUCGCGGCCCGAGACGGUCGGAUCCGAGAAGGAGACCGUAUUCUACAGAUCAAUGGGCGGGACGUUCAGGACAGAGAGGAAGCUGUGGCCGUUCUCACUAAUGAAGAAAGCAGGAAUAUCGUUCUGCUGGUCGCCAGGCCGGAAAUGCAGGAGGAGCCGUGGCUGGACGAUGAACACAGCGAGUUCCUCGAGGAGCUGAAGAUGGAGAUGCUGGAGGAGCAGAGGAGAGAAGAGGAGGAGGAGAGGGAGCGAGCCGAGGAAGACAAGGUGAGAGAAACAUCUCGCACUCCAGCAUCGAAACCUUCUUAAAUCAAGAUACCGUCCUGCUCCUACAACCAGCAGAAGAUCAGUCCUCCUGACGGUCCGGAGAAGAAGGUGCUCGCUCAGAUCCAGAAGAGACUGUCGCGGUGUCUGCGGGAGGGUUCCGGUCAAAGAGACGGCCCGGAGAAGGAGCUUCCCGAAGGAGACCGAUAUCAGCAGCUGCUGGAGCUCAAGUGUCAGAUCCGCAACAGCGGCGAGUUCGACCUCUUCUACUCGCGCAGCAGCACCAUCGAGUGUAGCGGCGUCCAGCACGAGCUCCGCAUGCUCAACGAGGAGCUGCGUAGCAUCGAGAUCGAGUGCCAGAACAUCAUGCGGGCGCAUCACCGGAAAGAACCGGGGAAGAAGCUCGCGGACAUCAGCGAGCAUCCGGAGAAGUCGGAUAAGGACAGUUCGAGCGCGUACAACACGGCGGAGAGCUCGCGUAGCACGCCGCUAGCGAUGGACCGCUCGCCCGACCACAGGAUAGUCAGCCUCACUAAUCAUAGGAACCUUCGUGGAUCAUCCGUCAGGAGCGGCAGUCCCGAUCACAGCAACCCGUCGGAGUCUCCCGUGGAAGACGAGCGAUCUUUGAGGACUCGAAUUGCCGCUUUAUCAAGAGCGCCAGAUACGCGACACUACCAGAGCUACAUGGAGUUAGCACACGGUCUGCUAGGCAUGAGCGAUCCGCAAGUCGUCCAGCCGUCCGAACCCAAAAUGGAGUGGAAAGUGAAAGUCAGGAGCGACGGAACCAGAUACAUCACCAAACGUCCAGUCCGAGAUCGUCUACUCCGGGAGCGAGCCCUUAAAAUCAAGGAGGAGCGCAGCGGCGGGAUGACGACCGAUGACGACGCCAUGAGCGAGAUGAAGAUGGGCCGCUACUGGAGCAAAGAGGAGCGUAAGCAGCAUCUGCUACGGGCUAAAGAGCAGCGGCGGCGGAGGGAGUUCAUGCAGCAGAGCCGCCUGGAGAGUCUGCGGGAGAGUCCACUCAGCGCCGGAGAGGUGAGCAUCAUCCAGCUCAGCCAGCGCAAGAUGAUGAAGAAGCGGAACAAGAAAAUUCUGGACAACUGGAUGACGAUUCAGGAGUUGAUGACGCACGGGGAGAAAGCGCCAGAAGGAUCCAAAGUGCAUAACGCCUUCCUGUCGGUUACAACUGUAUAGAUUCACAUGCAAGUUACCCAUUUACCCAUGUGGUACGAUCUACAUUUGCCUCGUUCAAUGUGGCAAUUUUUAUGAGAAGAGACCAGAUGAAUAUUUUUCACACUUUGUUAAUGUUUUCUAAGCAAUUAAACAAGUCUCAUUGCAUUUUUUUUUUUUACAGUUUUUGUUACUGUAAUAUUUCAAGGAAGGUACCUAAGGGAAUAUUUCACUCAAAGAUUGUUGUCAUAAGUCACAUAUUCAACACAAACCUGUAUGCCUUUCUAAGCCUCUAGUUGGAUAUGAUGGGAGGAAAAACAUGAUAUUGGAGGAAAAAA
Messenger RNA from Rhinichthys klamathensis goyatoka, 2265 nucleotides. RefSeq names its product PDZ domain-containing RING finger protein 4-like. Gene Ontology annotation, molecular function: protein binding. The record is from RefSeq and is a predicted model, not a curated record. The transcript is spliced from 7 exons. NCBI's taxonomy places the organism in Eukaryota, Metazoa, Chordata, Actinopteri, Cypriniformes, Leuciscidae.